This is a messenger RNA of Drosophila grimshawi, 1008 nucleotides long. RefSeq lists its product as uncharacterized. The transcript has 3 exons. The record is from RefSeq and is a predicted model, not a curated record. Bases 169 to 453 code for a protein of 94 amino acids. NCBI's taxonomy places the organism in Eukaryota, Metazoa, Arthropoda, Insecta, Diptera, Drosophilidae.
CCAGCAUAAAUUCGGCAGCAUUUAAUGUUGAUCAAAAGUGCGUUUUGCAACACUAUACUAGCAGCGUUCAGCGGCAAUGAUAAGUAAACGGCGGUAACCAAAAUAGAAACAAUAACCAACCAAUUGCAAAGCAUUGAAGGAUUUUUCUAUACUUAUGUGCUAAUUGCUAUGUCCAAGCGCAACAAUAUAACCUACGUGAAGCCACAGGAACCCAGUUUUUUGGCCAAACUUAAGGCGGAAAUUGGCUACAAAGAAGGGCCCACCGUCGACACAAAGCGCCAAAAACUCGAGGGUCAGGACCAGGACGACUGCGACUACGAUUCCAGUGAGGAGCGACCCGAACGCGAAGACGAGAAGCCCCAAAUUGUUGUCCUCUCAAGUGGGGAUCUCAGCGCCGAUGAGGUGGCCCUCGAGCAGCAGCGCAUAGCGAAAGAUAGGGGUGGGGGAAAGUAGUGCGUGCCACGCCCGCAACGCACCGCCCAUGUGCGUCUCUAUGGCAGCGCAGUUCCAAUGUUCCUCUCUCCUUUGAGUUUGACUAUUGCAAUUAAUGUGGCAAUGCCAGCGGAGCACCCUCAUUGACACACACAUGCACACACUCACAUACAAAUAUACAGCUGGCGCAAAGCAUACACACUGACAUUUUCAUUGGGGGCUCCGCUAAAGCGGAGCAUGUGAUAAAAAUCAUAGCCAAAGCGGAGCGCACGAUAAAGCAGCCGGGCAAGAGAAGUUAACAAAUAUAACGGCGACCAAAAACCAACAACAGCUGCCGCUCUGUUGCUGCUGCUGUUGCUGCUGGCGUCGUCAUCACCCCGCCACCGACACCUCUGCUGCUGCUGUUGCUCUUGCCAUUGUUGUUGUUGUUGGUGCUGCUCAGAAGGCCCGCGCAGAAAAUCGGGUGAAAACGUGUGAAAGAAUGAACGAAGCAGCAAAACGGGAGAGACAAUGAUGAACGAAACAGGCGAACAAAGAGAGCACAGCAAGUGGCUUGACGACGACGACGUCGACAAU